AGACGGGACUAGCCGGGCGCGCGGCUGAGUGCUGCAGAAUCGCUGGGGUGGCAGAGCCGCCAGCGAGGCUGGGGAUGGGGGCGCCGCUGCUCUCUCCCGGCUGGGGAGCCGGGGCUGCCGGCCGGCGCUGGUGGAUGCUGCUGGCGCCCCUGCUGCCGGCGCUGCUGCUGGUGCGGCCCGCGGGGGCCCUGGUGGAGGGGCUCUACUGCGGCACGCGGGACUGCUACGAGGUGCUGGGCGUGAGCCGCUCGGCGGGCAAGGCGGAGAUCGCGCGGGCCUACCGCCAGCUGGCCCGGCGCUACCACCCUGACCGCUACCGGCCCCAGCCCGGAGACGAGGGCCCCGGGCGGACGCCGCAGAGCGCCGAGGAGGCUUUCCUGCUGGUGGCAACCGCCUACGAGACACUCAAGGUCUCUCAGGCAGCUGCAGAGCUUCAACAGUACUGUAUGCAGAAUGCCUGCAAGGAUGCCCUGCUGGUGGGUGUUCCAGCUGGAAGUAACCCCUUCCGGGAGCCUAGAUCCUGUGCUUUACUCUGAAGACUCGAGAGAAGUUUGCUGAGGAAUGCCUUCAAGCACAAAGUGAUGAAUGACUGCCUUCAAGUCUCAAGAAAACACUUUUCCCUAACUUUUAGAGAUAUUUCAGCCCUUUCCUGUGGCCUGGUCCUAUAGCCAAAAUCACAGAUAUUCAUGAGUUUCUACUUGAGUGAGAAAACUGGGUGAAGGAAUAGAAUUUUAAAUAGUAAUAACUGCUUGUUUUUUUUGUGCAAGUACUUUUAUACAUAAGAUAAACAAAAACCUUACCACCAAACAUACCAAAAUGCACCUCUUUCAUAAGUGAGUUACUAAGAUUUCUAUACCUGGAAUAUCAUGUAUGUUUCAUUUACUGGAUGUUUACAUUUUAGGAAGGAAAAUAGUUUUGUUUAUUUAAACAACUGAAUACUUAUAAACUGUUGUUCCUGGAAGUUAUUUAUUCCAUAAAAAAUUUGUUCUUUUGUCAUGAAUUUAUAAUUCCUAAAUGAAGACCAGAAAGUACAAAUUGCUGGGAGGAAGAAUAGGCUUUAUUAAUCAACUGAUGUCUUGAUUUUUCUAAAUGGGAAGAUUGCUUUAUUUUUAACACUAAUUAUGGGAGCAGAUUCUUAGCAAACUUCUUUGGAAAAGUUAAUGUUAUGAUGUGCAUUAGGCUGCCCCAUCGUGUAUAUAAAUGAAGCAGAUUUGAUUUUUGUAUUCUUACGUUUCUCUGCUUUGUAGUUGUGGCUGUACUUAAAGAAAUACAGAAUUUCAUAUAUUUAAAAAUGUUUAAAAUGUGACCCACAGAACAUUGUAAAUGAUUAAAAACUAACAUGAAAAUAUUACAACCUAAAAGAAUUCUUAACUUCACAAGUGUUUUACUUCGACGAUGUGCCUUUGAUUUAAUUUGGGACACUUUUUUAGAAGGAUACAUUAUUCGUGUUUGCAACGGUCUUUGAAGAGCUUGGAAAUAAAAUUUCUGCUUAAUUAA
Molecule: messenger RNA, 1497 nt
Organism: Homo sapiens (human)
Lineage: Eukaryota; Metazoa; Chordata; Mammalia; Primates; Hominidae
Gene: DNAJC25-GNG10
Product: DNAJC25-GNG10 readthrough
Exons: 3
Coding region: 75-536 (153 amino acids)
Source: RefSeq, marked validated